Molecule: messenger RNA, 2395 nt
Organism: Salvia miltiorrhiza (redroot sage)
Lineage: Eukaryota; Viridiplantae; Streptophyta; Magnoliopsida; Lamiales; Lamiaceae
Product: LOB domain-containing protein 27-like
Exons: 2
Coding region: 429-1271 (280 amino acids)
Source: RefSeq, a predicted model, not a curated record
CAAAAUUGAAUGUUCCUAUAUUCUUGUAAAUGUAUUACCAUUCACACUGCCACGUUUAAUUUAAUUACAACAUAAAAUCCGAAUUCAAAACAUACUAAAUAAACAUUUGACAUUUUUUUAGGAGAAAAAAAAACAUUUGACUUUCACUUAACAUAAUAUCGACAAAACCGGGCACAGCCACUAGAAAUAGCAUAGCCCCUCAAAGUUAGGAAAUCCAUAUUUUGCUGAGCAAAAUAGGAAUCUCCUAAUAAACCUCCACUUGUCCCCACAUUUCAAACAAACAUUCCCAUCAUUUUCGCCUACAAAUUUUACUCAGUCUUUCACCAAAAUCCCAACACUCACACAAACACUUGACAUCACUCUCUUCCCAUCUCUCUCUCUCUCUCAGAAAUAGAACAGAACAGAACCACCAUGCUUCCAUUUUGAGGAUGACCCUGAGAGGCAGCAGCGGGCAGGCGUGCGCGUCGUGCAAGUUCCAGAGGCGGAGGUGCACCCCUCAAUGCCUCCUUGCACCCUUCUUCCCGGCCGAUCAGCCACAGGUGUUCCACAAUGUUCACAGAUUGUUUGGAGUGAAAAACAUACAGAAACUGCUCAAGGAGCUCCACCCCGACCAGAGGGCCAUCGCCAUCAAGUCUGUCAAGUUCCAUGCUGCAAUGCGCGAGAGGUACCCCGUUUGCGGAUGCUUGGUCGAAGUUCAGAACCUCGCCUAUCAGAUUCAACUAGCUGAGAAGGAACUCCACGCCGUCCUGCAACAACUACUUUACUAUCGUCAGCAACAACGACAACAACAAGACACGUCGCCUGGAGAUGAUUACCUCUCUCAGUUGCAGUUAGGCAUGGCGCCUCCAGGGAACACGGCCAUGGUCGCCGCCCUCAUCCAGCAAGACGACCAGCCAGAGUAUAACCUUGUGGCAGCACAUCCCUCUUCUUGUUCCAAUAAUGUCAAUAGGGAUCAUUACAACAAAGACUGUAAUGAUGUCGACUCGCUAUGCAGCUAUAGCAACAACGACUACAACAACAAUGCCAAUUCAGCGGUGAUGCAAUCACAAAUGCCUACUUCACAAACCAUACCUCAGGUCCCACAAGAUUACAAUGAGAUGUAUUCAUUUUUUGACAAUAUUGACGACAGACAAUCUUAUAUUGGUCCCAAGGAAGUAUACGAAUCCAGUUUGGACUCGUCGGUUAGAGAUUGCAGACAGUCUGAUGAGCAAAUAGCAGAGAACGAACUGAAGAAUGCUGCAGCAUGCUUUAGCCUUACAAGCUUCAACUAAUAACAUCAAAAUGGUGGAUGUUCUAGGAAAGAGCCUUGGCCGAUUGGGAAGCCAUAUUUAUUUUCUCAAUCAUACACAACUUUCAUAAAGUAAGCAUUACAAUUCACAUUAUAUAUAUAUAUAUAUUUCGUCUUAAGUGUACAUUUUCAUAUGCAAUGAACAAGUCAGUCUUUCUUCAGAAAACUAAUGCUCAAUUCACUUAGCCUAAGAUGUAGGAGAUAAUUUCUCACCUCAAUUGAAUUUGAGACGGUAAUUUUAUACAUCCUUAUCAGCCUGCCUCAAGAAAUUACCUUUUUCAGUCCCAUAGCAAGAUGAAAACUGUAUGACAGUAAAAAACUUGAUAAAAUCACAGUAGUUUGUUUUUCAACCGCAAAUAUAAGAAAUCAUGUCAACCCCUUAUCAGUGGUGCAACAGGUAACGUAAUGGAAAAAUAAAAUGUGCAAGCUAACAGCAACACCUCAUCGGUCUUGGAUAAUUUUGACAGACUGAUUGAAAGGUAUUGAUGAUCAAAUAAGUCAGAAUGUACUCACAAGACGAGAUUUUCAUAAAUUUCAUUGAACAGAUAAAGGCUUGUAGCAUUCAUGAUUAGGAGAUGAAUAAGAAAUCAAAAAUCUAUGGAAAUAUUAGAACUUUAGAGAAUUAGAUCAAUAAGUAGAAAGAUGGAAGAAAUUAUUUAGAACAUAAUUUCCAGCUUGAUAAUAAUGUAUCAACCAUCAAUAUAAAUAUAAAAUAGUCGUGCUGACCAGUAGGAAGGUGGAACAGGCAACACAAAUGGCAUAAAAGGCUAGCAUACGAGUAUAAUAACAAAUAUAUGUCAAUGCUACAGUUUUUGGAGUAAGUGUUUGCUUUAUACUAGUAAGAAGCUUACACGAAGAAAGUUUUCUCUAAACAAAAGCUACUCACAUCUAAAGGAAGAACUCUGAAAAAGUUCUGUCUUGUAAGAUCUUAAUAGCUAAGAUAACUCAGACUACUUGCGUAUAAUCUAGAACUAACAUCCAUAGCUUUUGUCCUACCCAAUACAACUGGAGAUUUGAGAAACUACUCUCGUCGGUCAUUAGACUAUAACCUCGAAUUGUGAAAUACAUUAGUGUUCUUUUAAUGUGAUUAUAUCAUAAAAUGUACAC